AUGUCUCCCUUUCUUCGUAUUGGUUUAUCCAACUAUGACAGUGGCUCUUACCUGCCGUCCCAGGGGGAGGUGAUUAACCCUUACUGUGCUGUGAUGGUUAAAGAAGCAGUAGAAUCAGAAAAUGGCCAGGUGUAUGUGCAGAAGAAGCCCACUAUGUACCCACCUUGGAACAGCACUUUUGAUGCCCACAUCAACAACGGCAGGGUCAUGCACAUUGUCGUCAAGGACAAAAGUGCCGAAAUGGUUUCAGAGACAACAGUGGAACUCAAGGUUCUGGCUGAGAGGUGCAAAAAGAGCAAUGGGAAGACAGAGAUAUGGCUAGAACUGAAACCUCAAGGGAGAAUGCUGAUGAAUGCGAGAUACUUCCUGGAAAUAAGUGAUGCUAAGGACAUCAUUGACUGUGAGACUGAAGGCUUUUUCUCCUUGCACCAGCGGAGAGGAGCCAUCAAACAGGCCAAAAUCCAUAAUGUCAAGUGUCAUGAGUUCACUGCCACCUUCUUUCCGCAGCCCACCUUCUGCUCUGUCUGUCAUGAGUUUGUGUGGGGUCUGAAUAAACAAGGCUAUCAGUGCAGGCAAUGUAAUGCUGCCAUUCAUAAGAAGUGCAUUGAUAAAGUAAUAGCCAAGUGUACAGGAUCUGCAAUCAAUAGCAGAGAAACAAUGUUCCACAAGGAGCGGUUCAAAAUUGACAUGCCUCACCGCUUUAAAGUCUACAACUACAAGAGCCCCACUUUCUGCGAGCACUGUGGCACACUCCUCUGGGGCCUUGCACGGCAAGGCUUAAAGUGUGAUGCAUGCAGCAUGAAUGUCCAUCACAAGUGCCAAACAAAAGUAGCAAAUCUUUGUGGAGUUAACCAGAAACUAAUGGCUGAAGCCCUGGCAAUGAUUGAGAGUACGCAACAGGCUCGCUGUCAGCGUGACACUGAACAGAUCUCCAGGGAUGGACCUCUUGAAAUUGGCUUCCCUGUUCUUGUGAAGGAGGUAACACAGCUUCAGGCAGUGCCAGCAUCUACAACAGGAAAAAAAGAACCACAGGGCAUCUCCUGGGAGACUCCAGUGGAGGGCACAACGAAGGGAGAAUCUCUCAUAGAGCCAGACUCGAGAGGAGAAUGGCCCCAGGACCAGCAAGGGCGGCAAGUGCUGCUAAAAUUAACCAUUGAAGAUUUUGUCCUGCACAAGAUGCUGGGGAAGGGAAGUUUUGGCAAGGUGUUCCUCGCUGAGCUGAAGAACACGGACCAAUACUUUGCCGUGAAAGCCCUGAAGAAGGAUGUGGUGCUGAUGGAUGAUGAUGUUGAAUGUACGAUGGUGGAGAAAAGAGUCCUCUCCUUAGCUUGGGAGCACCCGUUCCUGACUCACGUCUUCUGUACGUUCCAGACCAAGGAAAACCUCUUUUUUGUGAUGGAAUACCUCAAUGGAGGAGACCUCAUGUUCCAUAUCCAGAGUUGUCAUAAGUUUGACCUUCCCAGAGCAACGUUUUAUGCUGCUGAAAUCAUAUGUGGACUGCAGUUCCUCCAUUCCAAAGGGAUAAUAUACAGAGAUUUGAAGCUAGACAAUGUCCUCUUGGACAACGAGGGGCACAUCAAAAUUGCUGACUUCGGGAUGUGUAAGGAGAACAUGUUUGGAGAUGCAAAGACAAGCACUUUCUGUGGAACUCCUGACUAUAUUGCUCCUGAGAUUUUGCUGGGGCAGAAAUACAACUCCUCCGUUGACUGGUGGUCCUUUGGUGUCCUCCUGUAUGAGAUGCUUAUUGGACAAUCUCCUUUCCACGGCCAAGAUGAAGAGGAGCUUUUCCAGUCUAUCCGCAUGGAUAACCCAUUCUACCCUCGCUGGCUUGACAAGGAUGCAAAGGAAAUUCUGGUGAAGCUUUUUGUGAGAGAACCUGAGAGGAGACUGGGAGCAAGAGGGAACAUCCGCCAACAUGCCUUUUUUCGGGAAAUAAACUGGGAGGCUUUAGAAGAAAGAAAGAUGGAGCCUCCUUUCAAACCCAGAGUGAAAUCUCCAAGUGACUAUAGCAAUUUCGACAAGGAAUUUCUGAAUGAAAAGCCUAGACUGUCCUGUGCUGACAGAGCACUGAUUAACAGCAUGGACCAAAAUAUGUUCAGCAACUUUUCUUUUGUGAACCCUAAAAUGGAGAAGAUAUUUUCCUGA
Rhea pennata is the source of this 2145-nucleotide messenger RNA. It is a transcript of the gene PRKCQ, whose product is annotated as protein kinase C theta. The transcript is spliced from 17 exons. NCBI's taxonomy places the organism in Eukaryota, Metazoa, Chordata, Aves, Rheiformes, Rheidae. Gene Ontology annotation, biological process: peptidyl-serine phosphorylation; intracellular signal transduction. Gene Ontology annotation, molecular function: ATP binding; diacylglycerol-dependent serine/threonine kinase activity. The coding region runs from base 1 to 2145 and encodes 714 amino acids. The record is from RefSeq and is a predicted model, not a curated record.